Messenger RNA from Paramecium tetraurelia, 684 nucleotides. RefSeq lists its product as uncharacterized. The transcript has a single exon. Lineage: Eukaryota; Ciliophora; Oligohymenophorea; Peniculida; Parameciidae. The record is from RefSeq and is a predicted model, not a curated record.
AUGUGUCGUUGGAAAGAAUCAUCAGAAUUAUAUAAAAUAUUCCAAUAAAUUUAUCAAAAUUAGGAAUUUCUGAAUAAAAUAUAGAGUUCAUAUAUAAAAGUAUUUUUAGGGAAUAUUUUAAUUUGCUAAUAUUAAUUAACGCUAUAGUCAAUGAUUGAAAUAUAUAUGAAAAGCAAUAUAAAUAUAUUCAUCAUUAGAAAAUAACAGAUAUUUCAUCUACUCGAAUACUAUAGCUUUAUAUGGUAAGGAUUAUCCCCAAUUAUAUAAUAAGAAGAAUUGAUGGCUUGGGCAUAACUUUUACACUGUUUAAUUAUUAUUCUUAGAUAAAUUCUCACUAUUGGGUAUUAACAGAUAACAUUCAAGAACAAUCUGCACACUAAAACAGCCUAAAAUAUCCAUCCCCAAUGGGUUUUUAGAGUUUUGUAUUAAAGCUCUUCUCUCAAAAUUUCACUUUUGUUCUUUUUUUUUUAAGCUUUAGUCAAAUUUGACAUUCAUUUUUAAUUUCCCUAAGUUUAAAUAGUUAUUACUCAUAAUCCAAAAUUGUGUAAAGUGUUUAAAAAUCCGGUUCUCUAUCAUAUUUUUGACUCUCCAAUUAACCUUUCAAUCAGAUCAAACCCUUCUUCAUUUUCAUACACUGUGUAAGAAAAUAUUAUUAAUCUUCUGUAUUAGAUAAACCUACAUUGA